AUGGGAAAAGUCCAUCCCCAAGCAUUACAUUCUUCUGCUACUUGCAAUUUCACUUCCAAGCAAGAGACUUUCACCCUAUGGAUGAAAUCUCUGGUACUGAAUGGAAAGGGAUGUACUGUCUUUGAUUCAAAUGGCCAAAUUGCAUAUCGAGUUGAUAACUACAACUGCAGCUAUAGAGAUGAAGUUCAACUAAUGGAUCAAAAUGGCAAUAUUUUGUUUACUAUACUGAAAAAGCAAAUUAAGUUUUCAAGGCUUUGGGAGGGUUAUAGAUACCCUGCCACAAGGAAUGACCACAUAGGACCAUGCUUUCGAGUUUGUAAAAAUAAUAGGAUCUCAAGAGGGGGCUCAACUUACGAAGUUGAACUUGGAUUGGACAAGAAUCAACCAUAUACUCAUAAAAUAGAAAGCAGCACUUGCAAGUCAGCUUGCAAAAUAUCUGAUGAGUUUGGAGAGAUAGUUGCUGAGCUGAGGAGAAAGAAGUCAUGUUGUGGAGUUGAUUUAGGAGAUGAUGUUUUGACAAUGGUGGUGGAGCUAAAUGCAGAUCUUCCUCUAAUUAUGGGGCUUGUUGUAGCUUACAGUCUUAUUAACAGUAAAAUGUAAGCAUUUUGGAAGCAACAGAGUGCAUAAUGGUAAUUGGCAUCUUGAGGAAGUCUUUUAGCUUUACCAAAUGUAUUACUAAAAGACCCCGUUUUAAGAUUAAGCUUUGGAAAUGACUCUGGUGACUGUCAUCUCUAACAAUGAUGUUCAAUCUCAAAAUGGCUUUGUUUUGAAGCCAAAUACAAUUCCACCUUAUGUUAUGCUUCCUCUUGUUCUUAUUUAAUUUUGGGGGAAAAUGCUUCCUCUUAUUCUAUAACUCAGAAGCAGUGGCAGAGCUAGCAAAAUUAAUGAGUCAGGAACCAUUAAAUUUUAUCUGAAUUUAAUGAGUCAAGUGGCGGAGCCACCCUUUUUUUAGUACCUAGAAACCACUUGAUUUUGGCUGAAUCAAAUUUGU
Gastrolobium bilobum is the source of this 991-nucleotide messenger RNA. Its product is annotated as protein LURP-one-related 11-like. Bases 1 to 600 code for a protein of 199 amino acids. The transcript is spliced from 3 exons. Lineage: Eukaryota; Viridiplantae; Streptophyta; Magnoliopsida; Fabales; Fabaceae. The record is from RefSeq and is a predicted model, not a curated record.